AUGUCGUCUUACUACGGAGACAGAUCAAGGGAUGUGCCAUCAUGGGAGUCUCUCGAAGCACCAGAUGAAGAUGAUAUAGUAGAUACAUCCGAGUACGCCUAUGCGUCUCGGGAUCACAUUUUAUUCUGUAUCGAUGCCUCAAAAUCCAUGCAAACCCCUUUUUCCGAUACGACCAACGAUGAUGGCGAGUUAGUCAGAGGUAAAACCGCGUUACAUCAAGCUUUGGAGGCUGUCGUGAAGAUCCAGAGGAGCAAGGUCAUCACUGGUCCGGCGGAUAGUGUAGGAGUGUUAUUAUGGAACAUUGAUCCUGGAAACACACCUUCAUCCUCUCAAGCAUCUUACAAACCGGGUACACAGGUAUACCAGAACCUCCGAACAAUUAACGCAGAGGAGAUCAAACGAAUAGUCAAGCUCAUGGAAAGGGCAAAAGAUCAGUAUGACGCUCAAGGGAAAGACGAGGAUGUUAAGACAGAACAACCGGAAGUGUUCAGCGAAACAUUUCCACCGUGCGACCAGAGCGAAGAGAUGAAUAUCGCGGAUGUACUGGUCACUUGCAAUUUCCUGUUCAGAGAUGCUGGAACCAAUCUGGCAGGAAACAAGCGUGUGUUCCUUGUGACUGAUAACGAUUAUCCACCUGGAAGUAAGAUGAACAGAGAACCUGCUAGGACGGUAUACGGCGACCUCUCCUCGUACGGCAUAUCAAUAAAUACAUUUUUCGUCGAUAGACCAGAUCAUAAAUUCAAUCCUACUUUAUAUUGGAAUGAUAUCUUGCAACGCGAGCCAGACCAGAAUGCUCCUGAAGAGGAUGCACCACCCGAUGCGGAUGGUCUAGCAGAAUUGGCGGAAGUCAUGAAUGAUCUGGUGAUUAGACAUGCACCAAAGAGAGUUCAGUUUAGUAUACCACUCAAAUUUGGAGGGAAAGAAGGCGAGAUUGAGAUUGGUAUAAGCGGGUAUGCCAUGGUGUCCACUCAAGGGAAAGGUCAACCUAAAUUAGUUAGAAUGCGAGGUCAGACGGUGGAGGAAGUUCAGAUAAAAUCGGAAUACACCUCAGCUGAGACAGGAGCGGUACUCAAAGAUACCGAAAUUGGACAAGCCUUCCAAUUUGGUAAUGAAUCUACCGUAAAGAAUGUGAUAGAACCGAAUUGGUGGGAAAGUGCAGAACAUCAAGUAGAACAACAGAUGGUAGCUGAUGAAGUACUGAGAUUGGAUAAAGAGAGAAGGCAGAGGGAGGAUGAAGGUGGAGACGAAGAGGUACCAGGGGCGGAAGGCACACAGGGGAAGGAGAAACUGCACCUGGGUGAUGAGAAACCGAAAGUUGUUGCUAGGACUAGGCUGCAAUUCACCAAUGAUGAGGUAGCAGAGUUCAAGUCAAUGGGACUCAAGCCUCAGAUCAAGAUCCUCGGUUUCCAAAGUCCGGAUCAUCUUGCUUUCGAAGAGAAUCUGAAACAUUCAUAUUUCAUUUACCCUAAUGAGAAUGAAUAUACCGGCUCCACUCGAACGUUUGCUGCCUUGCUCAAAUCUUGCAUCAAGUUCAAUAAACAUGCCUUGGCAUUAAGCAGAUUUCGAACCAAUACACAACCUGAAUUUUGCGUAUUGAUACCUCAGGAAGAGAGUUUAACGAAAGAUGGAGGACAAGAUCAGCCGCCAGGGUUCCAUGUGAUCAUUUUGCCUUUUAGGGAUGAUAUCAGGAGACCACCCAAAAAUAUGAUCGAGAAUCUGCUGGCCUCCGAUCGUCAAGCUAAACUCAUGUCUAAUAUCGUCAAGCGAUUGAGGAUCAAAGCCGGUCAUUAUAGAUCAGAAGCCUACCCUAACCCUGCUCUCGCAUACCAUUAUGCUCAACUUCAAUCUCUCGCUUUCGAAGAAGAUUUCGACCCUUCAUCAACAGCAGGUCAAGAUCUCGAUAAGACGUUUCCUAAAUGGUGGGGUAUGCACAAAGCCGCUGGAGAAUUCAUGUCUGAGUUCAACAAGUCGAUCGAGGAGGAUGAUAGAGCUGUUGAGUCUCUCAAAGGAGGCACCAAGCGAAGUACCAAAGCUGCUGCCGAGGAGGAGAUUGAUGAGGCAGACUUGAAGGACUUGAGAGGGUUAUGGAAGUUGGAUAAACUAGAUAAGGCGAAAGUUCAGGAAAUUAGAGAUUAUGCGAAAUUCCAUAAAAUCUCGCUCAACGGUAAAACCAAGAAAGCCGAUAUGGUAGGGAUAUUAUCAUGGUACUUCCAGAACGAGCAGACAGAUGAUACGAACGGGAAGAAGAAGAGCAAGAAGUAG
Molecule: messenger RNA, 2262 nt
Organism: Kwoniella botswanensis
Lineage: Eukaryota; Fungi; Basidiomycota; Tremellomycetes; Tremellales; Cryptococcaceae
Exons: 15
Coding region: 1-2262 (753 amino acids)
Biological process (GO): telomere maintenance; double-strand break repair via nonhomologous end joining
Cellular component (GO): nucleus; Ku70:Ku80 complex
Molecular function (GO): DNA helicase activity; telomeric repeat DNA binding; damaged DNA binding
Source: RefSeq, a predicted model, not a curated record